AUGGCUUCCACAUCUGCGUCUCGUCUGCCUCCCGAGCUCCAUCACAUCAUCAUCGACAAUCUCAGACACCCCUCUAUCGACCAACCCGGGUUAGAGCUCACCACCCUCGAACUCACUCGCUGCCGCCUCUGCCUCCGCACCCUCGCUACAUCCGCCCGUGUCUCACACUGGUGGGCAGCAGGCGCACGCAAGCACCUCUUCCGCACGCUUCAUAUCAUAGACCUCUCUUCGUUCUCAACCCUCCUUUUGCUUCUCGAUGCCAACCCUGCACUCUCAGACGCCGUGCGCGUGGUGCAAAUUGUCCCGGAGCAGUGUGUCGGACCGGAGGCAUCAAGAUGGAAAAACAUACAAGCGGCCGCGGCAGACGUGCUCCUUCCACGGUUCUCCAAGCUCCAGGAAUGGUGGAUCUCGGGCAUGUCGCAUUUAAACGACGAUAACCCAGACAUACACGAGGUCUUUUCGUCACACGGCUUUGACAAGGUCGAUUCCACAAGCAUCAGCACGCUUUGUGUCCACAAAUUCUGGUUCCCCGACAUCACCCAGUUUGCGAAUAUGCUUCGCUCGCUCCCCGCGCUCCGCCGGUUGACAUGCGACGAUGUGUGGUAUACGGAGGAUUCCUCCCUCCCAGGCGGGACGUGUGUUUUGCCACUUGAGGUCCUGGAGGCAAGCAUCGUUAUUCAGCUUGCAGUGGUUCCAAGCCGCUCAUCCGUGGACUGGCUUACGCAGGUGCAGCGAUUCAGCGGCGUCGUCACGAAGUUCUUGCUUGAUGCUAGCGCCGAUACGCUUCACACCCUGGUAUUAGACAUUGGCGAGUACCCACACAGCGAGGCUGCUCUCCACCUGGUAACCACCAGGUUCGCGCAGCUCAACUCCGUUACAAUUCGGGUCGGCUUCAACAGGUGGUUCAGGUCACUCGAGCAUAUGCUGGACUCUUUCCUUGACGCCGCAGAAUGCAGCAUCCUGCGCGCUGCUACACUCAAGACGGUCAAGGUGGAUUGGAUUGGCACGCCACUGUUUCUUACGGUUAGAGACGGUAUUUCUUUCAGGAUCGUGUUCGCCAAUGACCUUCAACGGGUGGAGCGUGCCCUCAGUACCGUUUGCCUGCAUACAGCCGUUGAGAUGGUCUUUGGGGACGUCACGUCGCAAGCGCUUCAGGACGAAGGCCGUCUGUCACUUCCUCUGGUUUUCCCUGAGCUGCAUCGGUCCGAGAACUUCCACUUCUUCUUUCCCUAUGCUCAAGCUGCAUACACUAGCCACUUCAACGAGAUCGCUCGGAUCGCCAUAUCUGCGCACGGCAAAUACGUCGCUACUGCGGCCGCCAAGGGACCCGAUCCCCAAGUCGUGGUGUGGGAUGUCCACACCGGCCACCCGAUCGCGCAUUGGGGACCUUGGACCCACGACAACACCCCCAAUCAGUCCCUACAAUCCACAAUAUUGACAUUCUCACCCACGAACGACGACUACCUGGCGAUUCUGGAUCGCUUCCACCAGCCAGCGGUCUGGGAUCUCGGCGCCCGAUCCAGUUUGAAUAGCAUAUUCAACAGGGACCUCCCUGGCUCUCUCGGCGACAUGGUUGUCUCGAGUCCAACGCCUCUAGAUCGAGACAACCACCGGCAGCUGAACGAAUUCUACGCCAUCUUCUGGACCGGGGAUGGUACCACCCUCCUACUUUUCGACAGGGAGCUCGCCGCCAUCAUCUAUGCCUACCCUCGUGACUUCUACACGCUGUACGAGGAAGUGGCCACACCAGACAUCUACUUCGAGAAGGCAGGGGGCUACUACUCGCACCGCGUCGCGACGUCCCCAGAUGGAGGCUGGCUCGCCGUUCCCGCGGGCGCGCCCCCUUCUGUGGGGGGCGGUCUGUGCAUGCUGUUCGACCCGCACGCGCCGGACGCGCACUCACUGGCGUGCGCACACGAGGACGCACACGUGCGCACCGCCCCGGGCGAAGAGCGGUGGGACCCCAGCUCGCGCGCGAUCGGCCCCCGCGCGCGGCGUGGAGCGGACGGAGGGGACGGGUUCGUGUGCGUGGACGCGCGCGGCGCGCUCUUCGCGCACGAGCCCGCGCGCACCCGGGUGGCGGCGCUGCUGCAGCACCUCCCGCGUCCCGGCGAAGGGUCCGAACACCUCCGGUCGGCGCCCCCGCAGGCGGAGUGGAGGAUCGGGCGCGCCCAGUUCGUGACGCGGACCACCGGGGACGCACAGACGAUGCGCAUUUGCUGGACUUGGGAGACGCGGAUUGACGCGGAGGACGCCGACACGACGGAUGACGACGUGGGCCUUUCGCUGUUUGUGUACGUCGCCGACGUCGCGGAAAAUCGCGACGAGGAGCCUGGCCUUCGCUGCGCCAUUCGCCACGCGCCGGCUGACAUGGGACCGGGCGCGGCUCGCGACGCGAAGCCGUUUUUCGUCGCGAGCCGCGACGGGCGGUACAUUGCGACUGCCGUGCCGAGAGACUGCUCGGUGAAGCUCUGGUGCACAGACGACGGAGGGUGCAUCGCCGAGCAUAUCAACUUCGACGAGAUGCCGUCGACCUGCGCCUUCUCAGACGACGGGGAGCUGCUUGUGGUUGGAGCGCUGGAGGGCGGAAUACGGAUUCACCAAGUGCGGGGGAUGGUGAACGGAAGCGUGAAUCUGGGUCCUUCAUAUACCUCCUACGGACAUACCCACUCAGCGUAG
This is a messenger RNA of Epithele typhae, 2679 nucleotides long. RefSeq lists its product as uncharacterized. Gene Ontology annotation, molecular function: protein binding. The transcript is spliced from 3 exons. Bases 1 to 2679 code for a protein of 892 amino acids. NCBI's taxonomy places the organism in Eukaryota, Fungi, Basidiomycota, Agaricomycetes, Polyporales, Epitheliaceae. The record is from RefSeq and is a predicted model, not a curated record.